This is a messenger RNA of Ixodes scapularis (black-legged tick), 5332 nucleotides long. RefSeq names its product RNA-dependent RNA polymerase 1. The transcript has 11 exons. NCBI's taxonomy places the organism in Eukaryota, Metazoa, Arthropoda, Arachnida, Ixodida, Ixodidae. Bases 78 to 4493 code for a protein of 1471 amino acids. Gene Ontology annotation, biological process: siRNA processing. Gene Ontology annotation, cellular component: nuclear RNA-directed RNA polymerase complex. Gene Ontology annotation, molecular function: RNA-directed RNA polymerase activity. The record is from RefSeq and is a predicted model, not a curated record.
CUUUCUUUUGGCUAGCUUUAAUUUUUGUUGUUCGUCAACAGCCUGCUGCAAUCCAACUCAAGCCAAUUAUUUUUUGUAUGCACGUUGGCGGAAAAAAAGGUUGGAAGUUAGGUCGGCGUGCUGAUGAACUUUUUUGUUGCAUAAUUCACCGAUGUCGCAGCGUUUGUCAAAAAAUGGGCGACGACGUGUGUCAUGCAAUCAUCACCUGCCGUCGGGAAAAGCCAGCUCCCACCAGUGCUUCCCUGCGGCGCCUCUUCAACCUCUCCUGCUCCGUGAAGACCGAAAACAAGAUGGCUGGACGAUCGGACCUGGCAUACUACGAGGACGACCUGGACGAACUCGCGGUCCGCGUGACCCCUGAACGCUCCGUCGCCCAGACGCAAGCGAAGAUGCUGGACCAGUUCUGCGACAUCGCGCUGGUCCGGUCUGUCUCCGGAUGCGCGGCCGACGGACUCCCGGACUGGUGGCUAUCGUGGCCGACCGGACCCGCCGGCGACCGGGGGUGCGUCGUCGCGGUCGAACACAAGCAGGUGCCGCUGACGUCGUUUGCGCUCGGCUCUUUCCUCGGACUGAACACGUUCGUGGAACACUACACGUCGGACGCGGGGGGCGAUCAAAAGAGGCGUCAGCGCAUCACGCAGUGUAGCGCGCACUUUGCGCACUACAAGAGCACGCUGCUCGUUUAUUUCGUGGACGUGAACGAACCGAGGCGGAAGGAAGACUGGAGUGGCGACACGCACGCUCGCCACCGGUUCGAGGUGCGGUACACGUCGAUCUGUCGCAUCGUGCUCUCGCGUUGCUCGGACGGAGGGACGAUGGCGUACCUCCACCUGCUCUGUGCACCGCUGCUCUACAAGGCCCGCUUUGCCUCGCCGAAGCAGGAUGACCAAAGAUGCGACGACAAAGGGACGGCAUGGGAGAAGCCCGGAAAGAUCAUCAAGGUGAAAAAGAACUCGAUCACGAAGGAAGACACGAACAACCGUUACGUGCUUCAAUGCGAAGUCGCCUCCGACAGCAAGUGGGUGCGGGUCGUCGAGUUUGGCACGGAGCAGACGGCAUGCCGCAGCGACACGCUCGGACGCUGCCACGUGCUAGCGCUGAAGUUCCCCGCCCACAAGGAGCACCCGCCGACGGCGCUGUCCUCGCUGGUCACUCUCUGCCCGUCCGUCACGCUCCACUGGGCACCGGUGCAGCGCAAGGAAGCGGUGCCGCAGGCGGCGGAGCUGAGGACGGUGGGUCUUCCGUUCGGGGUGCGCUACGGGGUGGAGGCCGUCUGGUCGUGCUCGGCGCAAGUGGCGGACGAGCUUUCUCACCAGAAGACGACGCGACGGGUUGAAAAGGCGCUCCGCAAGAUGGCGGAGGAAGAUCCAGUGUCACUCGAAGAAACGCUCUACACGCUGCAGCAGUCGAUCCGGCAGGCGAGGAUCGUCAACUUCCAGGCCGGACUGAGCCACCUCUUUGCCAAGUACCGGAAGCUGCGCCAGCGGGGGUCCCUCACGGGCGGCGUCCUUGGCCAGGCGCUUCCCCGCCAGGUGGUGCUGGUGCGGCGGGCUGUGCUGACGCCGACGCACCUCCUGCUGCUGCCUCCGCAGCCGGUGUGCACCAGCCGCAUCAUGAGCUGCUUCCAGCCAGAGUACGCAAUGAGAGUGAUCCUCCGCGACGAAGACGGCAACAUGCUCUCCUUCUCGCUGGGCGUCAACCGGGAGGACUUCCUCCGGAAGAACACCAAGCCACGGCUCCUAGCCGGGUUCACCGUAGGCGGACGCAAGUACGAGUUCCUGGCGUCUUCGACGAGCCAGCUGCGGAGCCACGGAGUCUGGUUCUACUCCCGGGACGCCAACGGCUUCACGGCAGACGACGUGCGGGCCGCCAUAGGCGACCUCUCGUCAAUCCGCGUCCCGUCCAAGUACAUGGCGCGUCUGGGGCAGGCCUUUUCGCAGUCGAUGGGCUACGUCACGGUUCCCCAGGCGUGCACCCGCGUCGACCGGGACAUCCUGCUGAAGGGGAGGAAGCCGGGCAUCAAGUACAAUUUCUCGGACGGCGUCGGCCGCAUCUCCCCGUCCGUGCUGGCACGGGUGCACGCGGCGCUUCCUGCAGAAGGCAAGCCGAGCGCCAUCCAGAUUCGCUACGGCGGCUGCAAAGGCAUGCUGGUGCUUGACCCGACGCUCGAGGGGGACCAGAUUGUGUUCCGCGACAGCAUGUUCAAGUACCCCUCGCAGAGCGAAGAGCUCUUUAUCCUCAAGACCAGCAGACCGCGGGUGGUGAAGCUGAACCGGCCUAUGAUCACAAUCCUGUCCCAGAAGAUGACGCGCAGUGGGGUCCAGGACAUCGAAGACGGCGUCUUCAUGAGGAUGCAGCAGGACUGCCUGGAGCCGUACCUGGACAGCCUGUUCAACGACAAAGGCACCGCCGCCCUGCUUCAGUCGGAGAGCAGUCUGCGGAUGCCCUACCGCGAACUGGCCGAGGCCGGGCUGGACUUGCACGCCGAGCCCUUCUUCCGUUCGCUGCUCUGGGCCCUACACCACCGCUGUCUAAAGGACCUGAAGGACAAGAUGAACAUCCUGGUGCCUCCCAGAUUCGGACGGACCAUGUUCGGCGUCCUGGACGAGACAGCAACCCUGCAGUACGGACAAGUGUACGUCCGCUACUCGACCGACCUCGACCGCUUUGGGCCAGAUGACGAAUCCCAGGUUCUCACGGGCAGGGUGAUGGUCACGAAGAACCCGUGCAUCCACCCCGGCGACAUCCGUCUGCUGGAAGCGGUGGACGUUCCGGCCCUGAGUCACAUCCGAGACUGCGUGGUGUUUCCGCAGAUCGGAAAGAGGCCGCAUCCCGACGAGAUGGCCGGCUCGGACUUGGAUGGGGACGAGUAUUCGGUGAUCUGGUACGAGCCGCUGCUUUUUAAGAGGAACGACGAUCCCAUGGACUUCUACAGCAGCGAGGCCGUGGAGAAGGAAGGCACUGUUCAGGUGGAAGACAUGGUGGACUUCAUGUGCACCUACAUCGUGAACGACAUCGUGGGCCUGAUGGGCAGCGCGCACCUGGCGUGGGCCGACCUGCUCAAGCAGGGAGUCAAGUCCCAGCGCUGCCUCGUCCUUGCCAAAAAGUGCUCCGAGUGCGUGGACUUCGCCAAGACGGGAAGUUCGACGCGCCUCGCCCAGUCCGAGAAGCCCCCGCGCUACCCGGACUUCAUGGAGAAGCACGCGGAGAAGUACACGUACCCGUCGAAGCGGGCGCUCGGCCUGCUCUACCGCAACCUGAAGGGCAUGGUCGCGGACAGCGCGGGCCCCGUCGGGGACGUGCGUCCGGACCGCCGUCUGCUGGUCCCGGGGCGGGAGGAGUUUGUCGAGGGGGCACGGGAGGCACUACGCGAGUACAAACUGGCGCUCUGUUCCAUUUUAACUAGCUAUGGGGUAAGCUCGGAAGCGGAGGCGCUGUCGGGCGCGGUGCUCUCGAUGGACAAGCACGUGAAGACGAAGCACGACCCCACCGACGUGGCGCUGGUUCUAGAGAGCCAAAUUCAGCACCUGAUGGAACGCACGCGCGCUGUGUUCUUCGAGGGGCUGGGCGGGGACUUUGACUUCCGCGCCGCAAAGCGCAAGGCGUCCGCGUGGUACGAAGUCAGCUACGAGGGGCAGACCGGCGGGUGCAGCGGGUUUGCGUGGGCGGUCUCGGACGUGCUUCUGAGUGUGCUCCGCGAUGCCCCCGCGCUGCCGGUGGAUGGGUACCACGGCAGGGGGACGGUACGAGACCGGCUGGCCGAGAGGCUACUUCCCCGCAACGACCAGAAGGCAGUGCCAUUCGAGGUGGCGCUCCUAAACAACGCGCUGGUGCUGCUGCGCCAGUGGCUCAAGGGCAAUGAGAAGACGCUGACCCGCAUGGACUCGAGCACGCCGAGCGACGAGCGGCUGGCGGACUACACACGUCUCGCUAAGGAGAGUCUGGAGAGGGCGAUGGCGGACCUGGAGAAGCGGUACGGCAAGGAGCGGGUGAGGCACCGGCCGAGCGUGCUCCUUAUCUCCUGUCUCAAGGACUUGAGUCGUGUCUGUCACAAAGACGGGAGGAAAGCUGCGAGGAGCAGAGACAGCCUACACGUGGCCAAGCAGAGAGACUGCCUCGGCAACCUGGCACAGCACACGCUCCAGCGGCUCUUGUACCACCGCUCCGGCAAGGAGGUGGACCUCGGAACGGCGGUCCUGCCCGCGGGACCGAUCCAAACACAGGUGGUCCUCGUGCAGAGCGGGGACCACGACUUCUACAUGGCGGUCAUGCGGAACUUGUGCAAGUUCCGGUCGAUGCUCUGCGGCCUGACGCAGGUGGAGGACGUUCAGCUCGGCGAGUACGAGGACGGCUUCGGAGAGCACUUCUUGCGACUCAUGGUGACGGGAAUUCCCUGGGCCAUAGACCGCCUCAAGAGCAUAGCCAUCAACGAGCAAUUUCAACGUACGUUUCGCAGCUUGCUCACCGAAAAGAAUUCUGCAAUGGCCGACUAACGUGUGGGCGGACGCGACCGUUACGCCAUUUCGUACAUGGGGCAUAUAUUUGAUCACAAAUAUCACAAAACCCUCACGCUGGUGCUAUACAGUUUCGAAAUCACCUCAUAGGUGGUGCCGUGAUAAGUAAACGCAAGUGUGUGAACGAACCUUAACUUUGGGAACAUUAUGUCCUUGCACCACUGCAGUCUCUGUUUUUAUUUUUCGUUUUUUUCAGUGAGGUUCCUCAAUAUAAGUGGCAAUUGGGAUGAGGUUAGUGUCCCAGGAUUCCUCCAGGUUAUCUGCUUGCUUUUUAAAUGGCAAAAGGGUGUCAUUAUUCUUUGUUGGUUCUCAUCAGUGGAGAGUGUGCCAUGUUCAGACCACCGUCAAAUCCCGAGCAAGCGCCCACUAAACAUUAGAAGAUGGUCGUCUAAAACUGGGGGUUGGGUGCUGCUUAGGUCAACAGUGUGUAAAAAUCUGUUUUUUUUGCGUAUUUUCCAAAUGUUGAAAACUGAGGGGUGGGCACUUAUUGUGGAAUGGAUGGAUGCUCAGUAUUUUGCGGCAGUGCGGUAGGUUUGAGGUGCUGCAAACGCCAUUACGAGAGAAAUGUGCAAUGCUGACUGCAGUGUUGUGGGACUCUUUCUUUUUUUUUUUUCUCGCUUGCUUUGAACGCUUGAAGGCUUUGAUCUGGCAAGCGUCUAGUCGGUCCUUGGAAGUUGAAAUAAAGAAUAUAUAUUUUUUUUUUUCAAAACCGAAGAGAGAAUUUGCUGGUUUUGAUUGUAGGUUAGGAGUGGCGGGACAAACUCCUUCCAGAAAGCCUCUUUCCAUUUUAGCAGGGCGAACACUGGAGAGGAGGAAAG